Molecule: messenger RNA, 3138 nt
Organism: Labeo rohita (rohu)
Lineage: Eukaryota; Metazoa; Chordata; Actinopteri; Cypriniformes; Cyprinidae
Gene: rcvrn3
Product: recoverin 3
Exons: 4
Coding region: 136-711 (191 amino acids)
Molecular function (GO): calcium ion binding
Source: RefSeq, a predicted model, not a curated record
AAUCUUGUUUAAUUGACUUAACCCAGUAAGGAGAGGUAGCCGCCUCCUUCAGGACUGCCUCAUUACUCUUCCACACUUUAUCUUGAUAACUUGCCCCUUGAUUCUUCAUCGUUGGUCCACAACCACAGGAAGGUCAUGGGAAACGCACAGAGUGGAGGGAUUCCCAGAGAGAUCCUGGAUGACCUCAAGCUGACCACCAGGUUCUCAGAAUCUGAGAUCACCCAGUGGUAUGAGAACUUCCAAAAGCAGUGUCCAACAGGUCGAAUCACACUAAAGCAGUUUGAGGAGAUCUACGCUAAAUUCUUCCCCGAGAGCGAUGCCAAGUCUUACGCCCAUCACGUUUUUCGGUCCUUUGAUACCAAUGAUGAUGGGACAUUAGACUUUAAAGAAUACGUUGUUGCACUUCACAUGACCUCCUCAGGCAAGUCAAGUUUGAAGCUGGAGUGGGUCUUCUCACUGUUUGAUGUGGACAAGAAUGGUUACGUCACAAAGCCUGAAGUGAUUGAACUCAGCGAGGCACUUUUCAAACUCAUACCAAAAUCAAAGCAAGCAAGUCUUCCCAGUGAUGAGAACACGCCAGAGAAGAGAGCAGAGAAACUCUGGACCAUCUUUGACAAAAAGGACAACGAACGAGUCGCAGAGGGAGAGUUCAUCGAGGUCAUUGAAUCAAACGAGGUUGCGCUACGGCUCAUUCAGUACGACCAUAAAUGAUGUAACGUGAUUAUGUUCAUGCAAGAGGCAGUUUUGACUUCAUGUGCAUUUGUUGUAUAUUAAAUGUGUUCAUUAAAGGAUCGCCACCCUUAAUUUGUUCACCACUGUGUUCUGCUAGUUUCACAUAUCUUUUUAUUAAAGCAACUGCAUGUACGUUUUUUUCGUUUUUUACCUUGAAAUAUAGUGGUUACACUUUAAGAAUAUCAUUCCUUCAUUAUGAAUAACUACACAGGAACAAAUGACUAAUGCACUAUUAACAUUCUAGUAACUACUAUUGACUAACAAGAAAUUCUGAUUUAUGAAUCAGUAAGUAAUAGUGCUCAGUUGAAAGUAGUUCAUUAUUAGCUAAUCAGUAACUACUAUUUUUUCAUAUCUCCCAAAGAACUACUAAGGACUGCUAUAUACAUGUUCAUAAUUAAUGAAUGAAUAAUAAUGAAUGAUGCAAAAUGGUAACCCACUAGUAACGACUAAAGUGUUACCAAAGCCAUCAGAAGUAUAACUAUCCAGAACCUUACAAAACCUCGUUUUUAACGACUUUAGUCAUUACUAAGGAGUUAUCAUGAUCUUCACUUUAGAAUACGGAUCCAAAUUAUUAGUAAGUAAGUAAAAGUGUUUUAUAAUAAUACCCCAGUCAUUACUAGUGGGUUACCAUUAUCUUCAUUUUAGAAUUAAUUAUACAUUUUGCAUUAUUUACAUUAAUUAUGAACAUGUAUAUAGUAGUUCUUAGUAGUUCUGUGGAAGAUAAAAAAAAAAUAGUUACUGAUUAGCUAAUGGUGAACUACCACGUUCAACUGAGUGCUAUGACUUACUGAUUUGUUAAUCAGAGUUUCUUGUUAAUUAACAUUAGUUACUAGAAUGUUAAUAGUGCAUUAGUCAUUUGUUCCUGUGUUGUUAUUCAAUAAUGACGGUACUGUAUUCUAAAGUGUUAUCAAUAUAGUUUCUAUACAUAUAUAUAUAUAUAGUAGAAUGAAAUAUUAGUCAAUAUAAGUCAUUCUGAUGGCUCACUUCUAAUAAAAAAAGGCUGUUUGUUUCCCACACUUUCUCCAAACAUCUGAUCUGGGAGUAUGUAAGCAAAACCACUCUGAUGUAAGUUCGGAUGUAAGGUACGAAAUUCUGCCAAGAUAGCGAAAUGCUUUAAGGCAGCAACAAAUACAUGUGUAGUCUACAUCUGUCUACUGUUAUUAUAACAGUGAUAUAUUUAGGACAGUGAAUUCCACUCAUUUACUUGUAGGUGGCUCCAAAGUCGAAAAUAUAUACAAAACUACACACAGUUGCUUUAAGCAAUAGCGUGUUUUCACGAUGUGUCGAUUGGCCAUAUUGGCGGCACUGAAUGUAAACAAUGCCACUGAACGGAACGCAACUCACAUAUUUUGCUUAAUAUUGCUGCUGAAAAUGGUCAGUUAUUUUUAUGUUUUGGGGUGUACUAAUCGGUCAGACUGGGGAAAAAUUUGGAUUACUACAGGCUGCCAAAAGUUACAACAAAUCAAGAAGAGUGCAAAAGGAGGAACAAAAGGAGUUUGUGUUUGGCCAAACUGAACCAGGAUUUCUGCACCUUUUCCUGCUUACUAAGUCAUUCUCUAUAUGAUUUAGCAGCUUCCACAUGUUUAUCCCAUGGUUUAGGCAGCAUAAAUUAGCAGAACAACGUAGUCAGUAGUACACUAACCGUGCAGUCCAAGCUGUUGUUUACAUCCGAGUAUCGCCAAUAUGGCCGUGCACCCGGAUAACUGACCAAAUCGUGACAUCCCUCUACAGACAGUGUUUUAAAAAUAGUUGCAAUACUGUGUACUUUCGACUGUAAUUUCUAGGUUAUGGUUAGGCCUGUUGGAUUUCUGUCAUGCAUUUGUUGAAUUAGAGGUUUGUAUGCACAGCACUUUGCUUAAUCACAUACCUUACAAUUCUAAUAGUCUUUUUUAGAUUGCAGUUUGUCAGUUUGCGCUCAGUUGAUGUAUGCCAUUUUUAGUGUCCAUUUGAACAUAGUGUCAUUUCAUUGUAUGUUAAUCUAAACAAGCUUCUAAUUGUUUAUUUUUGCACUAUAUUACACUGCAUAACAGUUGUAUAAGGAUUUUUUUCCAGACAAAUAUUUGGUAGUUAUUGACUGAAUGGAACAUUAUAAAAAUAACAACAAAUGCAAUUGUGUGUAUACUUUUACCAUAACUUGAAUAUGCUGUCACCUGACCAAAACUAAGAAAAUGUUGUCUUAAAAUCAUGCAAAAACUUACCUCUCAUCUUCUGUCCUUUAUUUUUGAGUUUCUCAUACUCUCCAUCUCUCACUUGAUCUCUGUCUCUUACUGGGGAGAUUAUUCAUAUAAUCUUCUGUCCAGCUUUUGAAAGCAUCUGUCUAAAGCUGCUGGAAUUCCUGUUUAUCUGUCCAUCGCUCCAUCUUGUUGUAUAUUCAGAUUAUGUGAUAUAUUGUGCUUGGUGAUCUUA